This is a messenger RNA of Myxozyma melibiosi, 3085 nucleotides long. RefSeq lists its product as uncharacterized. Gene Ontology annotation, molecular function: DNA binding; DNA-binding transcription factor activity, RNA polymerase II-specific; zinc ion binding. The record is from RefSeq and is a predicted model, not a curated record. Bases 178 to 2829 code for a protein of 883 amino acids. NCBI's taxonomy places the organism in Eukaryota, Fungi, Ascomycota, Lipomycetes, Lipomycetales, Lipomycetaceae. Gene Ontology annotation, biological process: positive regulation of transcription by RNA polymerase II; aromatic amino acid catabolic process; DNA-templated transcription. The transcript is spliced from 2 exons. Gene Ontology annotation, cellular component: nucleus.
AGAGAACAGACACACGAAAUAGAGACUGCUCGAGGAUGGAGUGGUUGAUUAGGGUUGCGUAUUUUCCUAUCGUCCUUCGCCGCGGCUAACCGCAGAUCUGUGGGCUCCUUCCGCCAUCAACCGAGAGAACAGUUCAAGAGCGAGAACAUCAUAUUUUGGUUUGAUACCGACAUAUAGAUGGACCAGCAGCACGCGAUCUUCCAGGACUCUCACGAAAUACGCAAUGGCAGCGCUACGGCUCUUUCCCAAGCUCCACAACAGCCUCAUCAGCAGCAGCAGCAGCAUUUGACAACCGAGUUCCCGUCGACGGCGCAACGAAGUUCAGCCUCCGCGUCCCCGGCCCGAGAAGGGUCCAUCGCUCGGGGUGGGUUCCCAUUCAAGAGAUCAUAUAAGGCAUGCUUGCACUGUCGAGAACGCAAGGUGAAGUGCGAUCUGGGAUCGUUAGAAAACCCUUCUGAGCCGCCAUGUGCGCGGUGUAAGCGCGAAGGCCGCAAAUGCCAUUUCGUACCUAGUCGGCGUGGAGGCGCGAAAAACGUCAGGGCUGGCAAAGCAAGGAAGUAUUCAGAUCUAGCGAAUUCAGAAGAAGGCAGCGAAAACGAAGACGAGGAUUCUGGUCGAGCAAAUUCAGAGGACAACGGACCGAACGGCAGGCAGCCGAAGAAAUCCCGAGCGGAGCAGAAGAUCACCGGCUCAUUGAUUAAGGAUCGGGGGCUGCACACUGCGGCCGACGCCUUGAAUAUUCUCGCUCAUGUGGCGGAUUCUGCAGAAGGAAAGGAUAGAGGAGAUGGAUUAGCAGAGACAAACAGCACGUCGCAGCCAUAUAAGCGGAUAAAAGCGAAGGAGACCCAUUCUCGUUGGAUAUUCAGGUCGUCGAAGCUCAGUCUAUUUUAUCCCGUUCAGGCCGGAAUAAUUAGUGAAUCCGAGGUCAUGAUCCUAUUGAGAUUCUUUUUCGAAACGCUGCACCCCUUCUAUCCCUAUAUCCCACCCGGGCUGCAACCUCCAAACAACCUGGCGGCUCACCCUAUGCUCCUAGUAACCAUCCUAUCCAUCUCAUCUCGCUACUGUGCAUUACCUGAUGUAUCUGGAGACUUGAAUCCGCCUCCAGCUGCGGGGAUGACAGCGCGCUCAAAAGAAGUGCACUCUGCGAUAUGGACGUAUGGCGAGAGUCUCAUAUCGCAAACCGUCUGGGCCGAAGCUAGCAGCAUCUCUUUAGCAACCGUUCUAGCAUUCCUUCUACUAUCGCAAUGGAACCCGAGAUCUGUCCACCGCCGAAAAGGCGACUACGCAAACCCGACCCAUCUUCCUAGCAACGACGAAGACGGCCGCGGCCCUGAAGGCGGAGGCGGAUACGGCGGCUUUGCUGCCGCGCGCCGAAGCGAUCGGAUGGCGUGGAUGAUGAUCGGAGUCGCGAUCCGCCUUGCGCAGGAUAUGAAUCUUUUCUCGAAAUGGCGGGAGAUUUCGCUUGCUUGUUUCUAUUCGGACAUCACGCUCGCACUGCGACUGGGGCGGCCGUCCAUGCUGUCGUAUUCGUUUCAGGAAACAUCCACGAUUUCGUUCUCGGCGCUGGAUAAUGCGAAGCUUGACAUUUUGCGGAUUCUGUCGUUUGCGCACCAGAGUCUGUACUCAAAUCCAGAGUCAAUGUACAAGAUUCUCAAUUCAGACAGCUACCUUCCCCUGUUGCGUUACUUUCGUUCACGUCUUGCUGCGUGGAACACAAAGUACCAGCUACUGAUUAUUGAAGACAAGAUUGAGCGUGAAUCUUUGAUGCUGGAAUACCAUUACGCCGAGCUAUAUAUUUAUUCGCUUGCGCUUUCGCCGCCCGGUCACCGACAGGUAGACGGAUCACUCGCAGAUCUAUAUAUCUUGCUCGCGACGCGAGCCGCUGAGCAGAUAAUCAGAGUUAUCCAGCGAGUAUAUGAAACGGGAUAUUUGCGAUGGGCGCCGAUUCAUUGGUUUGUGCGCGCAAUUCACGCAGCAAUCUUCCUUGCCAAGGUAUUAGCGCUCGAACGCGACCCCGACCCCGACCGGCAACAGGAGCUUAUAUCGUCGAUUCGUGGGCUGGCGUCUACACUGCGAGAUGCAUCGCCAGACGAUAUACAUCUUGCGACAAAGUAUGCCGAGACGCUGUUCAAAUUAUGCGAUAAUAUUGAGACUGAGCUGAAGAAAGCGGCGCCGCAGGAGAGCGAUGUCGCGCAGAGCCAGGGUCCGUCUAGUCAAAGGAGUGUACCCGGUUCUUCGGACGACGCCACUGCUCACAAUGGAGGCAGUCUAGAGUCUCUGGGCGAGACCAAGGACGUGGAGAAUAACAUAUUUGAUUCGGCGUACGGAGCUACCGGUAUGGUUAAUCUGGAAGAUAUGAAAUGGUUCAUCGACUCCUACGGUAUCGGAUUCGACGGUAACUUCACUGGUGAGCCAGAGUGGCUUGCAACAGGUCUGGUGUCGACUACCACUGCCCCAACAAUGCCGCAUUAUGAUAGCGCAAGCUUACCUGAUGGGGUGGCGAAAGAAUACGUUGACAAUGGAGGAGCGAGUAUAUCGCCCGAUGAGCACGCUCAUAUGAUGCAUAACGAGAUGGGACCGCGGGAACGGAUGCCACACACAUCGCAGUAUAUGGCUCCAUAUUAUAAUCUGAACUCCUCGGUACAGCAACAAACGAAACCAGUACCCGUAUCGCGAUCUCCCUAUACUCUGCCUCUGCUACCCGAGCUACAGAAAGAUUCGCAACAGUCACAUCAUUAUCAGAACCAACACCAACAACAGCACGAGCACCAGCAGCAACAUCCACAAGCACAUCAAUCCGAGCUGUGGAAUCACGCUCCACAGCAUUAGCAGGCCGAGCAUCAGAAUGGGCAUAUCAUUAAUUCGCAUACCCAGCCACCGAUUCCACCGAACUCUGAGCAUAUUGAAGGUCGCCCUGAAGACAAUAAUGUUUACAGAUAUCAAUAGAUGCAGGAUCUGGGGCAUAAAAGAUAUAAAGAGGCGUAGGGAAUUUGUGUUUUUAUACAGUUAUAAUACUUUGUAUUAAUAUUCUGCUACAUUUAUACCGUCUAAUAUAUAAUAUACGUAUACAGCAUUCUUAUGUGAU